AUGGCGUCCUGGACUGGUCAGACCCCAGCCUCGACCCCUCAGGUCAAGUUCGAGAACUCGCCCGCCGAGUCCUUCAUCUCCACCCCCGGCGCCGACAUGUACCCCCUCUUCGGCACCCCCGCCCCCGGCAUGAACCCCAUGGAGACCGUCAUGACGCCCAGUUCCUUCUCCGAGGAGCACGAGCACGACCACGCUGGCGACGACGACGCCAACAACGAGUCCCCCGACGCCGACAAGAAGCCCACCAAGAAGAGGAAGUCGUGGGGCCAAGUCCUCCCAGAGCCCAAGACCAACCUGCCUCCCAGGAAACGAGCCAAGACGGAAGAUGAGAAAGAGCAGCGCCGCGUCGAGCGCGUCCUGCGCAACCGUCGUGCCGCCCAGUCCUCCCGUGAGCGCAAGCGACAAGAGGUCGAGGCGCUGGAGCUGAAGAACAAGGAGCUCGAGGCCGGUCUCAACCAGCUGCAGAAGCAGAACAUGAUGCUGCUGCAGGAGCUGAGCAAGUUCCGCCGCGCCUCGGGCGUCGUCACCCGGGGCUCGUCGCCCCUCGACACCGUCCAGCCCGCCCCCCUCACCCUGUCGCAGCCCCUGUUUGGUGCUUCUGAGAUGGCCGAGAGCAAGUCGGGCCUCAUGAACGACUUCAUCCUGAUGCCCGAGAACGAGGGCACCAUCAACCCGGCUUCCAUCUCCCCCGAGCUCGCCCCCAUCCCCGACAGCGCCGUCUCGGCCCCGGCGCCCGUUGCCCCCGUCAAGCCCGCCACCUCUUCUGCUUCUUCUAUCGACGCGACACAACAUCCAGCAGCGGUGUUGUGCGACCAGCAGUGUCCGUCGGUAGAAGUUCAGCAGUCGUGGGUGGCUCGUCAGACGCCGCAACCGGCGCUAGCGCUCUGCCUCCAGCUCCAAGCUCUUUUGAUGGCCUCUUCGGCGAUGCUUUCAGCUUGUCAGCGCCCUCUCACACUGAUUCAUGGGUCGCUGAAGCACAGUUUAGCCCUGCAAGCGACCCCCUCAAUUUUGAGUACCAUCAUCUGGAUGGUGACGCUUCCGCAGAGUUUCCGGAUCUCGACUUCACACAAUUCCUUGACGACGAUAUCAGCGGCGCAGCUCCAGGCGCGACCGCGGGACACGUCUCGCUCUCCUACGAGCCCGAAUCUACCUUCGGCCUCUUCGACUCUGAGAAUCAAAUCUCUUCAGAGACUCUUAACCUGCAGUCCCAGACUGGCGCGUCCGCUAAAGGAUGCGACGCUGGGAUUAUUGCGGUUGGUGUCUGAGGGAUGCGAUGACCGGGUCGAGGGGCUGGCAGAUGGAUCCCCGGGUAUCAAGGGAGAUCAGAGCCGUGGCCCGCUAUUGUGGCCAGACGGCGCCAGCGUACCGUCGCGAGAGGUAUUGCUCACGCUACUGUGGGCAAUCAGGGUCGAAGAACGGAAAAUGCAUGCGAGAGAGGCGACUAUAGUCUCUCAGCCGGCCUCUUCUACUAUCAGACCCGGAUCAAGCGUUCCUCAGGACAAAGAAACCAACCAGAACUAUGUACUAUCGUCCUCUUCCAAACGGAAGAGAGACCUCGAUGUGGGCGGCAGCAAGCGUGUAAGGCUAGGGUAUUAA
Molecule: messenger RNA, 1596 nt
Organism: Neoarthrinium moseri
Lineage: Eukaryota; Fungi; Ascomycota; Sordariomycetes; Amphisphaeriales; Apiosporaceae
Exons: 2
Coding region: 1-1596 (531 amino acids)
Biological process (GO): positive regulation of transcription by RNA polymerase II
Molecular function (GO): DNA-binding transcription factor activity, RNA polymerase II-specific
Source: RefSeq, a predicted model, not a curated record